ACACUUAUUGCUGGUUAGUUAGUACUGCUGAAUUGUUGUGGAAAUUAUCAACACUUAUGUUAAUGUACACAUCAGCUUUGUUUCCGUUGCUAGAUUUUGGAUAAAUUUUUCAACAUGAACUUGUAGAAAAACAAAUGUUGAAAUGUUCUUACAAUGUCUUUUGGUCUUUUAAAUGAUUACUUUUUGUACAAAUUGAAAGUGUCUUGUCUAAUUUGUUCAUAAGCAGCUUUAAACUUAUGAGAGUUUUUUCAUUAGGAACUAAAUGCUUAACUCAUUUGACAAGUUCCUAACCCAAACGGAGCCAUACUACUUAUAAGUAAGCUAAGAAAACCCACGAAGUACUCAAUUUGUUACUCACAAACUGCAGUAUCCAAAUGUUAACCAAAUUUCACAAGUAGAAAUGCACUUGACCUAUCAAUUUUCCACCAUUUUCUCUUCUUCUUAUUCUUUCAUCAAUCCCAAACUUCCAAAUUUGAAUCAUAAAUCCCAUAAAUUCAAAACUUUCUUCUCUUACAAAUCUCCCAAUUCUCUUCAUCAUGCAAAUCUCAACGACCCAGAUGCAAAAAUCUCAUCUUUAUCCAAAACCCUCAAAUCCAAAAUUGAGGCCGAGAAUAUUUUCCACAACAUAUCCGACCCAGAAACUGCAAUUCUUGCUCUUAAAAACUUACCGGACAAUAUUCAACCGGAAAAUCGUCUUUUUUUGUACAACACAGUGUUUAAGUUGUUUGGGGAAAACAAAGUUUUUGAAAAAGCAGAGAAGCUGUUUGAUGAAAUGCUUCAAAGAGGUAUCAAGCCGAAUACACUUACAUUUUCAAAUUUAAUUAGAAGUGCUGCUCUUUGUUCUUUGCCACAUAAGGCUGUGGAGUUUUUUGAAAAGAUGCCGUCUUUUGGGUGUGAACCGGAUUAUAAUGUGAUCUCGUCCAUGAUUUAUGCCUAUGCUUAUGCGGGUAAUGUUGAUAUGGCUUUGAAAUUAUAUGAUAGUGCGAAAAAUGAGAAAUUGCCUAUAUGGACUAUAGCAUUUUCUGCUUUGAUUAAGAUGUAUAGGGUAUUACGAAACUAUGAUGGGUGUUUAAGUGUAUAUGAUGAUAUGAAGGUUCUUGGUAUUAAGCCUAACGAGAUAGUGUACAAUACUUUGUUGGCUGCAAUGGGGAAAGCUAAGAGGGCAAGAGAUGCCAAGGGUAUAUACCAGGAUAUGAGAAAAGAUGGAUUUGAACCGAAUUGGAUAACUUAUUCAGCUCUUUUGGAAGCUUAUGCCAGAGGGCGGUAUAUUAAUGACGCUUUGAUUGUGUAUAAGGAAAUGAAGGAAAAGAGAAUGACUCUGAAUCAAUUUCUAUAUAGCAUGCUGCUUGACAUGUGUGCUGAUGUUGGCUAUAUAGAUGACGCUGUUGAAAUAUUUGAAGAAAUGAAGCAUUCCGGGACUUGCCAGCCUGACAGUUUCAUAUACUCAUCCUUGAUUAACAUGUAUGCGUGCAAUGGAAACAUUUUGCAGGCGGAAGCAAUGUUGAACGAAAUGAUCAGCUGUGGAGUUGAGCCUAAUAUUUUUGUUCUCACAAGUUUUGUUCAUUGCUAUGGAAAAGCCAAACGAACUGAUGAUGUUGUGAAGAUAUUUAAUCAAUUCUGGGAUAUGGGCAUCACUCCCGACGAUCGAUUGUGCGGUUGUCUAUUGUAUGUCAUGACCCAAAUACCAAAAGAAGAGCUUGGUAAGAUAACAAAUUGCAUUGAGAAGGCUAACCCAAAGCUUGGUUAUAUUGUGACAUAUUUGACGGAAGAGAAGGAAGAUGAUAGAUAUUUUAUGAAGGAAGUAUCAGAACUUUUAAGUGCAGCUGAUGAAUAUGUAAAGAAGUCCAUGUGCAAUAGUCUAAUUGAUAUUUGUUAUAACCUAGGCAUGGAAGACAGAGCUCGCGACCUUCUCGGCUUGGGAUUGUGGCUUGAGAUAUACAACAAUAUACAGUCGAGAUCUGAAACUCAGUGGUGUUUGAACCUAAAACCAUUCUCUGUUGGAGCUGCUAUUACUGCCUUACAUGUUUGGUUAGAUGACUUGUCUAAGGCUUUCGAAUCGGGUGAAGAGCUUCCACAAGUACUUGGAAUUUGUUGGAGAUACAAUCCUUCAGAUAAGGACUUGGCUAUUGUAUUUGAAUCAUAUCUAAAGGAACUUAAUUCUCCUUUCUAUAAGGAUGCUGAUAGGACUGGCUGGUUUUAUACUACAAGCAGAGAAGCCAAGUCAUGGCUGCACUCUAGAGGUUUAAAUGAAACAGUUGCUGAUUUGAACCCCACGGUUUUAGAUGUUCCCAUUAAUCUCUCUUCUUUUCAUAACCCUAUCCCUCAACCUCUUGUUACUCUGCAACAUGUGCAACUGGAGUACCCGGAUGCAAAGUCUUCGCCUAUUGAGAAUCAAGUUUAUGAAAUCCUGAAGGGUUUUGGAGACAAUAUAACGGAACAUGAUGCUGGGUUUAUUCUUAAUAAUAUGUCGAACCUUGAUAAUGCAAUGCUUGUUUUUGAGUACUUUGUGCAGAAGGUUCAACCGGUUAAGCAGGUUAUUCUUUACAAUGUGAUGUUGAAACUGUUCAGGGAAAGUAGGGAAUUUGAAAAAGCAGAGAAAUUGUUUUAUGAAAUGCUUCAAUCAAAGGUCAAGCCUGAUAUCAUUACGUUUUCAACGAUGAUUAGCUGUGCUGGAUGGUGUGCUAAGCAUCAUAAGGCUGUGGAGUGGUUUGAGAUGAUGCCUUCAUUUAAAUGUGAACCUGAUGAUAAAUUGGUGUCGUUUAUGAUUUCUUCUUCUGCAAGCAUUGGUAAUGUUGCCAUGGCUUCAAGACUAUAUCGUUGUGCAAUUGAGAAGAAAUGGAAAAUUGAUAAGGUAGCGUUCUCGGCAUUGAUUAAGAUGUAUGGGAAGUCAGGAGAUUAUGCUAGAUGCUUAAGAGUUUACAGUGAUAUGAAGGUUUUUGGUGUUAAGCCUAACAUCGCAACAUACAACAAUCUGUUCCUUCUCAUGGGAACAGGCAAGAGGGCACAUAAAGCCAAGGCUAUAUAUGAGGAGAUGAUAAACAAUGGAAUUUCACCGAAUCAGUCAACCUAUGAAACUGUCUUGCAAACCUAUUGUAGAGCAAUGUAUAAAGUAGAUGCCAUGAUUGUGUAUAAGGAAAUGAAAGAAAACGGAAUGGAUAUCGGCAGAGUUCUAUAUAACAUGCUUCUUCACAUGUGUCUUGAUGUUGGUUAUGCAGAUGAAGCUGUUGAAAUAUUUACGGAUAUGAUGAAAUCUGGAACUUGCCGUCCAGACAGUGUUGCAUACACAUCCUUGAUUAUCAUGUACUCCCGCACUGGAAAAGUUUCUGAGGCAGAAGCCAUUUUGAAUGAAAUGAUGAACUGUGGAUUUGAGCCUAAUGUUUUAGUUCUGACAUCUCUUGCUGAUUGCUAUGGAAAAGCAAAACAAACCGAUGAUGUUGUGAGGAUAUUUGGUCAACUUUUGGAUUUUGGACUUAGACCUGAUGAUCGCUUUAUAGGUUGUCUUGUGCAUGUUAUGUUACAAAUACCGAAACAAGAACAUGGUAAAAUCAUAGGUUGCAUUGAGAAGGCCAAACCAAAGCUUGGUUUUGUGGUUAGAUACUUGAUGGAAGAGAGGGAUGGUGAUGGAAUUUUUUUGAAGGAUGCAUCAGAACUUUUUCAUUCAAUUGAUGACUAUGCUUUAAAGAAGUCUUUGUGCAACAGUCUAAUUGCUCUUUGUGUCAACUUGGAAGUUCUGGAUAGAGCUCGCGACCUAUUCAACCUGGGACUUACUCUUGAGUUUUAUACCAAUGUGCAGAGAAAAUCUCCAACUACGUGGUCUUUGCGUUUAAAGCGUCUCUCAAUUGGAACUAGUCUAAUAGCAUUACAAGUUUGGAUAGAUGACCUGUCUAAGGCUUUGGAAUCAGGGGAGGAGCUUCCACCAGUACUUGAAAUUUCUACCGGGAAAAACAUGUCUAAACUUAGUGUAGUUGAAUCAUAUCUGAAGGAAUACAAUGCUUCAUUCCAAGCCUUUCAAAAAAAUAAUAAUGAGACUGGUUUUUUUGCAACUAAUGAAUUAGCCAAGUCAUGGUUGCAGUCUAGAGUUUUAGAUGUUCCAGCCAUUGUUAUAGAAUCUCGACCCAAUGAUCCGGAUCUUGUGUAGAAUUCCGAACAAAUCAAAAUUGCGUGAAAUCGUGAUUCUAGACGAUUCUAAACGAUCCUGGUUAAAAUUCUUGAUGAUUCUA
Molecule: messenger RNA, 4220 nt
Organism: Trifolium pratense (red clover)
Lineage: Eukaryota; Viridiplantae; Streptophyta; Magnoliopsida; Fabales; Fabaceae
Exons: 1
Coding region: 401-4138 (1245 amino acids)
Cellular component (GO): chloroplast
Molecular function (GO): protein binding
Source: RefSeq, a predicted model, not a curated record